ACAAAAAUAUGUUUAGUGUAAAACCUAAUCUUUAUCCUGUUUCUUUUUUGUGAACUUUCCUUUACUUUGUUGACCUACCUUUCUGUCAAGAUAUAAAUUACAAUGACAAAUAAGGAUAUUAAAGAAGCAGAAUCCAUAGUACAGUUAGCUCUACCCACUUGGACGAAAGAACAGCGUCUAUCUAUUGCUCGUAUAUCAGCCCAAGCGCUUACACAAACUGCACCAUUCUCAGGCGAACUAUGGUCUCGCGAGUGGUGGGCAACCAUACUUAACUACCUUAAACUAACGCAACCCGAACUUGAAGCUCAUUAUAUCUCGCUCAACCAAGCUCUCCGACAAGUGUCUACCGAAAAACGUGACAUUCGAAUCGAAAUCUUGAUGGACAUGCUGGCACUUGCCCUUCACAUCACGCCAGACGCUAUGAAGAAAGAGGCUGCACAAAGCAAAAGAAGACAUAUCAUGGUCUAUGAUGCCCGAUCACGUCAAUUUCUGAUUACUCUGACCCAACUGCUCCAGCUCCAACAAGGAAUCAGCGACCUCUGCGCGGUUGAGAGAAGCGUCACUCAGCAAGUGUAUUAUGGUAUGUUGGAGCAACAGAAAAAGCAACAUCCUGGUCAAAGCGAAGCAGAGAUUGAAAGCACAGUACGCGAAGCUGUAGAAAACUCAAAUAAGAAAAAGGAAGCGUUGAGAUGGUUGGCGACAGGCGCAGGAAUAUUGGGCGGUGGCGCUGUGAUAGCCCUCACGGGCGGAUUAGCAGCUCCUCUCUUGGCUCCUAUUUUGGUAGGCGUGACAGGGGCCACUUUUUUUGCUACAGCCGGAGGUGUCGUGCUGGUGACAGGUUUGUUUGGGCUAACAGGAGGUGGAUUGGCAGGUUGGAAAAUGCAUAGACGGAUGAAAGGAAUUGAAGAUUUUCGGUUUCAACAGAUUUUGAACGAUCCGGAUUUACCGCCUGUGCCUGCUUUAAAUGCCACAAUCUGCAUUUCGGGUUUUCUAUUAGAGCCAAAAGAUGAAUCUACGACACCUUGGGAGCGAGCAUUUGAAGGAAAUAGGGCCAACAAUGAUGUUUUCUGUUUAAAUUACGAACAAGAUAUCUUGUUAGACUUAGGAUAUUCGUUCAAGAAAUUUGUAAAAGAUACAGCUAUUCGAUAUGCGGGAAUGGAAGUGGCAAGAGCUACUGUUCUUCAUGCAGUAUUUGCUGCUGUGGCAUUACCUGCGACAGUGAUGAAAUUAGCAGAUGUUAUUGAUAAUCCUUGGCAAAUGGCUGUAGAUAGGUCCAAGAAAGCAGGAGAAGUGCUGGCUGAUAUCAUUGAGCAAAGAGUCCAAGGUCAUCGUCCAUGUAAUUUGGUGGCCUAUAGUUGUGGAUGCUUAGUGAUCUGGCAAUGUUUAUUAGAACUUCAAAAAAGAGGUUUAUACGGUUAUAUAGACAAUGUGAUAAUGAUGGGUGCACCCAUCUCUACUGUCUCAACGCCGGAGGAAGAUGAAGAUAUUUCAUUAAAAUGGGCGCAAGCUGUCUCAGUGGUAUCGGGUCGGUUCGUUAAUUGUUAUACGCCUAACGAUUGGGUGCUGGCGUUUGUCUAUCGGUUACAUUCCCUCGCUAUGAAUGUGGCAGGCCUGGAAGAAGUUAAGGUGUUAGGAGCGAAUGGCCAUAACCGAAUUACGAAUAUCAAAGUGGAUAUAGACGGGCACACAAAAUACCCUUAUGCUGUAAAAGAAAUCUUGGAUCAAGUGCGAUUUGAGUAAGAUAAGAGAACGCAUUGAUAUCAGUGUUUAAGUAUUUUUUCAGCAGUUUAGCUAGUCUCCAUAUAGACAAUAUGACUGAGCAAAUCUGUAAUAUAGGAAUAAAG
Messenger RNA from Mycotypha africana, 1844 nucleotides. RefSeq lists its product as uncharacterized. Lineage: Eukaryota; Fungi; Mucoromycota; Mucoromycetes; Mucorales; Mycotyphaceae. Bases 103 to 1740 code for a protein of 545 amino acids. The transcript has 5 exons. The record is from RefSeq and is a predicted model, not a curated record.